Carassius auratus (goldfish) is the source of this 2320-nucleotide messenger RNA. RefSeq names its product heparan-alpha-glucosaminide N-acetyltransferase. NCBI's taxonomy places the organism in Eukaryota, Metazoa, Chordata, Actinopteri, Cypriniformes, Cyprinidae. The record is from RefSeq and is a predicted model, not a curated record. The transcript is spliced from 15 exons. The coding region runs from base 111 to 1664 and encodes 517 amino acids.
AUUUCAAAGAUCACAUGUAAUCACAUGUACAGUACAGUGAUCUUUGAGCGCUCUCUAUUUUCCCAUGCUCAAAAAGAAGAAAAAGAAAUACAGCAGAAUUGUGAUUAACAAUGAAGACAACCAAUCUUGUGCUAGUUUUCUCUUUUUUCACUCUUCUCUCAGCAGGGCUGUGUGAGAGACCCCAUAAAGUUUACAAGCUGAAAAUGGAUGAGGCAUUGCUAAUAUUCCAUAAUGAACUUCCGUACAUCGUUAGUGUUUACUACACCUCAGAUUACUGUUAUAAGUGUCUUUAUCAGCCCCUUGCCACAGUUGAGAAUGGGCAGAGCAAUAUUUCUGUGGUGGUGAGCACACAAUUCACACUGACUCUAAAAAUAAUGCCUGUUGAUGGAAACGACACUCUAUGCAGUCUGAGUCAGACAUUUGAGGAAGCUGGCCAUUAUUCUCUCUGGAUGAGGUCUGGAUUGCUAAAUGAUGUAACCUGUUCUCUCACUGUGGAUAGGAGCCCGAACAACGCAUACCUGCCGCUGUUGGCGGCAUUCUUGAUUCUGGCUUCUAUCACUGCAUUUUGGGCCUCUUUGCCUUACAUACUCAGAUGCAGCUGUACACAGAGGCUAAAGAACCGUAUCUGCCAUCGCGGAUCUCUAAACUCCAUAGAUCUGGAUGAGGCGAAUAAUGAACAUUCUGUGGACAAAAUCAAAUCAAAGUCAUCAAGGCUGAAGUCACUGGACACAUUUCGAGGUGUUUUUUAUUUGUGUGUGUACAUAACUGCGUUAGUAUCCUUGUCCUGGCUACGGAUACCCGGAGUGCUCCAGCGUUUGGGUUUCACCUAUUUUGUCCUGGCACUGAUGCAGACUUUCUCUCCCCACAGAGAGAUCCCCUUGAGGGAGCAUAACUGGUGGAACCCCAUUCAAGAUUUGGUUUUAUACUGGCCUGAGUGGAUCUUCAUUGUGUUGCUGGAGACCAUGUGGCUGUGUCUCACUUUCUUACUGCCUGUUCCAAACUGCCCCACUGGUUAUUUAGGAGCUGGUGGUAUUGGAGAUGAUGGUUUACACCCCAACUGCACAGGAGGAGCAGCCGCGUAUAUUGACAGGUGGUUAUUUGGGGACAACAUCUUCUGGUAUCCAACAUGCAAGGUCUUGUAUCGUACAACCGAGCCUUUCGACCCAGAGGGUGUUCUGGGUACAAUUAAUUCCAUAGUCAUGGGAUUCUUUGGCAUGCAGGCUGGAAAGAUUCUUCUGUUUUUUCGUAAGAGGAAUAAAAGUAUCCUGGCUCGAUUCCUGAUUUGGGCCCUCAUCCUGGGAAUCUCUGCUGCCAUCCUUUCUAAGUGCACAAGAGACGAAGGAUUUAUACCUGUCAAUAAAAACCUUUGGUCCCUGUCAUUUGUUACUUGCAUGGGCUGCAUGUCCUUUGUGUUGCUGGGUCUGAUGUAUUUUGUUGUAGACAUUAAGGAAUGGUGGGGCGGACAACCUUUCAUCUAUCCUGGAAUGAACUCUAUAUUUGUCUACGUUGGACACUCUCUGCUGGGAUUUUACUUUCCUUUCAGCUGGGAGAAGCGUUUUCAGGACAGUCACUGGGAACAGCUUUUUCAGAAUAUAUGGGGAACCUCACUUUGGGUCUUCAUUGCCUACCUGCUCUACCGCAAAAGAUUCUUUCUCAAAAUCUGAUGCUGCUGUGAUGGUAUUUUUUUGUCUCAUAAAAGUCCUUGUAUUUCUCUUUAAUUUAAAUUACAGGCUAAAAUAAAGUUGUAAUUAUUAAAUAAGUGCAACAUUGUGUUUAGGAUCCAAAAUAAUUGAUAUUGAUGUUUUUGUGAGUGCUAAAUGUCUUUUUCGUGUUUGUAAAACUGAAUUUGGUGUAUUCCUCAAUUAGUUAAUAGGCAUAAGAACCGACACCAGAAGAUCAGAUUUACUGUCUUCCAUGGACACCUGCAGUGUUUUAUUUGAUGUCAUUUGUGUUAAGACCUGAACAUAGUGAUUAAAUCAAAUUCACUGAAGUGGUACUUAACAAAUUAGAACAAGUGAUUCCACCACUUGAGGGGUAGCCAUUAUAUAUGGGUUGCCAUGGCCACCCCCCUCAGGGCUGUGAGACAGAGACUGGGUACCAUCUGCUCUUCAACUGACAGACCUUUAAUAGGGGUCAAGCUGGACGGCUCACUGAGGAGUGUUUCUGGGGCCAGCACUUUUCAUGCUCACACUAAUGCAAAAUCAGUGAAAUUACACCAGCAGAUCUCCUGCAUACGGAAAUUACUGCAUAACACAAAAACCUGAUGUUUUCUGUCAAGUCAUAUUCAUGAGAUCGAAUAAAGUCCUUUGGAAGCUCUGUG